UCACAGCUUCUCUGAGCAGAUGUUUGACCAUUUGACUCAACAAGUCAAAGGGAUUAAAGAAAUUGGCUGCGAGUAUUGAAGGUAAAAUCGUUUGGAGCCUGAGUCCGGCGCCCAAGCUCCUCUGCCUGAUCACCGGCGACUCCUUAUAAAGUUGUUAAAUCAUCAAUAGAUUGAAACCCAGAAGAAAGGAAAUGUCGACGGAAUCAUUGGAAUCCUUCACGCACGCCCUACACGCUCUCACAACCCUAUCUUACCACAAGCACGCCAUCUCCGCCGUUAAAUUCUCAUCCAACGGCCGUCUCCUGGCGUCUUCAUCCGCCGACAAGACCCUCCGCACUUAUGGCUUCACCAAUUCCGACUCAGAUUCCGAAAGCCUGAAUCUGUCACCUAUGCAAGAGUAUCAAGGCCACCAUCUGGGCGUAUCUGAUUUGGCCUUCUCUUCUGACUCUCGCUUCCUCGCCUCCGCCUCCGACGACAAGACCCUGUGCUUAUGGGAUGUUCCUACUGGUUCACUUAUCAAAACUUUCCAUGGCCACACUAACUACGUCUUCUGUGUUAAUUUCAAUCCUCAGUCCAACACCAUCGUCUCUGGUUCCUUCGAUGAGACUGUUCGAGUUUGGGAUGUUAAGUCUGGAAAGUGUUUGAGGGUCCUCCCUGCUCACUCCGACCCCGUUACUGGCGUGGACUUUAAUCGCGAUGGUUCUCUUAUUGUUUCCGGCAGCUACGAUGGGCUCUGCCGGAUUUGGGAUGCCACAACUGGGCAUUGUGUGAAGACUUUGAUCGAUGAUGAGAAUCCCCCCGUUUCGUUCGUCAAGUUCUCGCCCAAUGGGAAAUUUAUCCUCGUUGGCACUUUGGACAAUACUAUGAGGCUUUGGAACUAUUCGACUGGGAAGUGUCUGAAGACGUAUACGGGUCAUGUUAAUUCAAAGUAUUGCAUUUCGUCCUCCUUUUCUGUUACAGAUGGGAAGUAUGUAGUAGGUGGUUCCGAAGAUGGUUGUAUACACUUGUGGGAACUACAGACAAGGAAAAUAGUACAAAAAUUGGAAGGUCACUCGGAUACUGUUAUAUCUGUCUCCUGUCACCCUACAAAAAGCAUGAUUGCUUCUGGUGCUCUUGGCGAUGAUAAAACUGUGAAGAUUUGGACUCAACAGAAAGAAUGAUCUUGUUUGUAUUGUAGAAAAUGCUCGAUGGUUCCGGGGUGAAGAAGAGGAUCUGAGCAGUGAAGAAACCGGUCCCACUUUGUUCCAAGAGGGUAGCAAUCGUAGUAUUUUAAAGGAGAUCUGUGGGGAUCUCAAUUUGUCUUCUUGUAUUAAAAUGUUAAUGAGAUGACUGUUGGUUGGGAAUAUAGGUCGAGGCAUAUGCAUGAAGCCGAAGCUUUAGCAUUUGUAUGGAUUUCUAUGCCUUCCAUAUAGGAAGAUUGGCGUAUAAUCACUUGUUUCUCUACAGACCACAGCUGCCCAAGAUGACUUCUUGUGCAAGUUACGUACUCUUGAAAUGAUCAUUUACCUGUUUAUGCGCAAGCAACAGUUAAGACAGUCA
Neltuma alba is the source of this 1539-nucleotide messenger RNA. RefSeq names its product COMPASS-like H3K4 histone methylase component WDR5A. Gene Ontology annotation, cellular component: Set1C/COMPASS complex. Lineage: Eukaryota; Viridiplantae; Streptophyta; Magnoliopsida; Fabales; Fabaceae. The record is from RefSeq and is a predicted model, not a curated record. The transcript is spliced from 2 exons. The coding region runs from base 192 to 1160 and encodes 322 amino acids. Gene Ontology annotation, molecular function: histone binding.